This is a messenger RNA of Hylaeus volcanicus, 12330 nucleotides long. RefSeq names its product calmodulin-binding transcription activator 2 (gene Camta). Gene Ontology annotation, molecular function: transcription coregulator activity; protein binding; double-stranded DNA binding. Gene Ontology annotation, biological process: regulation of transcription by RNA polymerase II. Gene Ontology annotation, cellular component: nucleus. The transcript has 13 exons. The coding region runs from base 1834 to 5163 and encodes 1109 amino acids. Lineage: Eukaryota; Metazoa; Arthropoda; Insecta; Hymenoptera; Colletidae. The record is from RefSeq and is a predicted model, not a curated record.
UCGGCAGACAGGGGCUGUGGCUGGUGCUGGAUAGUCGGACUGGCCUCGGCGGUGGGGGGUUCGGGGGCUAUGAAAUGGCGGAACGCGGAUAAAGGUAGGGGACAGUCGCGGAAGGACGAAAAGAGGGGCGAUGGACGGAGGUCGAGAGUCGCGGGUUGGCUCACUCUGCGGCUCCCGCCGCUCGGGAGCAGACACGCGGGGCCAAAGACUAAUUUGAACCUAUUUUAUUAACAAAAACAAAAACAUACAUAUUUGUAAAUAAUACUAAAUAACACGCAAAUAAUACACAGCAACGUCUCCAAAGAAGUCUCUCUUACCUUACUCUUUAAAAAAAGGAAAACUCUUAGACCUCUGUAAAGCAAAAUAAAAAAAAAAUAAAUAAACGAAAAGAGUAUAUCAACAACAACAAUACAAGAACACGGAACCGCAUAACGACAAAGUAAACUAUUUCCAGUCCCUGUAAAUCGUUACGAAGCCUGUAUACGCGCGGAGAGAAGGACACGAGGAUAAAUUGGGAAUCAAAAAAAGAAAGAGAGAGAGAGAGGGAGAGGGAGAGAGAGAGAGAGCGAGAGGAGCGAAGAGGAUUAAGGAUCGACUGUUUGCCGAGGCUACCACCAGGUCGGGAAGUGUGCGAACGCAGCGAGGAAAGAGCAGCAGGUGAGGCGCGAGUGGCGAAAGAGGGAAGGCCAAACGCGAGGAAAGGGCAGCGUGAGGAAGAGGAAUACAAAAAGGCAGCCGAGGACGUAAGAACGCGCGAGGGGCGAUCGUAAAUACGCGUGUCAGCCGCGGGGCGAAUCUCGUUUUUUAAGUUCUCUCUGUACUCUGUGUGAUUACAUUAUUUUGUCCCUCCGGGUGGGGACGGGUUCAGUGUUGUAACUUAGGAUAUAAGACGAAUAAGAGCUCCGGAACGCACAACAUACUUACAAAAAAAAAAAAGAAUCCAAAGGAAAGAGGGCUAGAGAGAAAGAGAGAGAGAGAGAGAGCGAGAGAGAUUGAUUGAUUGAUUGUUUGAUAUAGGGACAGAACAAACGAAGGAGAGUGCGUGCGUGUGUGCCUGUGUGCGUGUCUGCGGGGCGAGAGAGUCAGAGAGAUUCGGAGAAAGGAGGACUGUAUCGCAACGUCGUGUGACGAAAGUCGAAGAGGGUCAAGAAGGGUGGAAAGGUGAAGAUCGCGAGAUAGAGAAUCGUUCCGGUAACCCGUGGUGUAUCUAACGCAAAUCGGGGGCUCCAGUUUUCUAUACUAGCACAAAGAAGCUUGUCAAGAGGAGAAAGAGAGGGAGUAAGGUGUAAGAAGCGAAAAAAAUAUAAAAGGUCUUCGGUCGUAAUCUCGGGGUUUACCGUCAAUCUCCACGUGUGUCGUAGCCGUGUGAACGUCGCGUUAUUCGCUCCGCGGGUACUCGUCGAGUUCAUCGUUCGCAAACUCGAAAGCAAACCCGACUACGAACCGAGGGUAGACAGGUGUCGAACGGACAAGCUGGCUCGCGUACACGAUCCUUCGGGGGAUAUGUCCUGCCGUUCUAAGGGGAACCACUGCCCACGUGCACGAGCCUCACGCAGAGGGCAACGUCAAGCGAGUCGUAUUUCCAUCCUAGAACCCGGCAGCAAGCACUCCUGACAAAAAGAGUGCCCCCGCAGCCUGUCACGGUCCAGGAUCGCGAACACCGACCACGGUCGAGUCGCCGUAUCAGCCGCACGCACGUCCAGACACACGAGGAGCCCGGGGAUGCCAGCGAGGGCACAGCAACGAUCGCGGUUCGCGUACGUUCAGGGACGAUGACGAUCGGCCACGAUCGUUAAGAUCCAGGAAGCGGUAGCUCGGACGAGCGCCACGGAAAUGGCGGGCUACAAUCAUUCGAAUCCACAGCGUGUCGUCUAUCACGCGACCUACCCGACGCCGCUCGCACCAAAUGGGGAUCCGAUAAAACUUCCGGAAAAUUUGGAGACCCUGCCACGAGCCGAGCAUUUUCCAACUCAGAGGCACCGAUGGAACACCAACGAGGAGAUCGCCGCCAUUCUGAUAAGUUUCCAAAGGCACGCGGAAUGGCAAAGUCGGGAGGUGAAGGUGCGACCGCGCAGUGGUUCGAUGUUACUGUAUUCGAGAAAGAAAGUCCGUUACCGGCGGGACGGUUAUUGCUGGAAGAAGAGAAAAGACGGCAAGACUACACGGGAGGAUCAUAUGAAACUGAAGGUCCAGGGGGUCGAGUGCAUCUACGGCUGUUACGUGCACUCGGCAAUCCUUCCGACGUUUCAUCGGAGAUGUUAUUGGCUACUGCAGAAUCCAGACGUCGUUCUCGUUCACUACUUAAACGUUCCUUACCCGGACGGUGAUGCAAAGCUAGCGGCGCUGCCACCGUGUCUCGCACUGCCGCCAGACAAGAAAGAAUGGACGCGAGACGAGCUGGCUUCGCAACUCAGACCCAUGUUCCUCGGUGGAGAUGACGAUCCGAACAAUCCUCAUCUCACACAACACUCGAAUCAUCCCGUCGACAUGAUAGUUUCGCAACUGUUGGACAGGCAGCGAGCGAACUCCACUUCCUCCACCACCAGCACUCAGCUUGCACCUAGGAGACUAACACCGGACAAUCAGGUUUCCUCGACUACCGGAGGUCAGCAAACGUCGACAACAGCCUCACCGGCUCCCCGCGUAUACUCAAGACAUUCCCAUACGACUCAAAGCCAACAGCCGGCUCCUCUAGUGUUAAGUUUGCAACAGAUUCAAGGCGGCGGCGGUCUUCUGAUACUCAACAGCCAACCGUACCAUCACCAGCAGCAGCAGCAGCAGCAACAACAACAACAGCAGCAGCAGCAACAACAACAACAGCAGCAGCAACAGCAGCAAAGCCAACAAGUGGAGAUGCAACAGGUCACGGAGCAACAAAUCGUACAACAGACGAGCGUCGACAGAGAACAACAGACCCAACAGGAGAUCGACGCCCAGGAGAGUAUGGAUCGCUCCUCGGUGCAAACGUUGCCAAUUGGUGGCGCUGGCACAGAGGUCACCGAUUUCGCCGAGACCUUGGAUCUAAGUCAAGAGGACAUCCAGCGAACGUUAUCCGCCAACAUGGUGCCACCUUCCCCGUCGCCGUCACCGGCGGACAAUAGCAUGAUCAACCCGAUGGACUUCAUCGACUCGUCGGACGACGUUCUGGUUAAUUUAGACGCGUUCGACGUGUUUGGCGAUCUACCGGAGCUGCACGAUUUCGAGGCCGAACAGACCAAGGCCGAGGGGAGAGGCGAAUCCGAUAACGACGUGGGAUGUCAUCCUGGAACAACCGUCCAUAUUGCGGAGUAUAGUCCGGAGUGGAGUUACACCGAGGGUGGUGUGAAGGUAUUGGUUGCUGGCCCCUGGACCGGUGGCAGUAACUCUCAAUCGUAUUCGGUGUUGUUCGACGCUGAACCGGUUGAAGCCUGCUUGGUGCAGCCAGGUGUCUUGCGUUGCCGUUGUCCUGCUCAUGCUCCAGGCAUAGCGUCUCUUCAGGUCGCGUGCGACGGGUUCGUCGUCUCUGACAGCGUUGCCUUCGAGUAUCGAAGAGCACCGACGUCCGAGCCAAGUCCAGAGAGAGCUCUCUUGGACCGUUUGGCGGACGUGGAGUCUCGUCUUCAGGGGCCUGGUCCACCGUCACCCGCGGUUCACUUGGAAGAGCGACUAGUCGCGUAUUGUCAGGAUGCUGUUGUCCGUCCGUGGCGAGCCGGAGCGGAACCGUUACAAUCCGGUGGCCCUACCCUGUUGCAUUUGGCCGCUGGAUUGGGCUACUCCAGGUUAGCCUGCGCCCUCCUCCACUGGAGAGCGGAAAAUCCUAGUAGCGUAUUAGAUGCCGAAGUUGAUGCCCUCAGGCAAGAUAGCGCUGGUCUUACGCCACUUGCUUGGGCUUGUGCCGCGGGACACGCGGAUACUGCCAGGAUAUUGUAUAGAUGGAACGCGAUGGCGCUUCGUGUGAGGGAUUGCCAGAAUAGAAGCGCGACCGAGUUAGCGGCGGAGAACGGCCACACGGCGAUCACGGAAGAAUUAAAUCGACUCGAAGCCAGAAGGCAAGACGAGAGGCUUUUCUUGCGACCGGCCAGCCCUAGCCCUAGGAGGCCAUCUCAAGACAGCGGUCUCGAUCUGGCGUUGUGUGGCUCGCCGCUGCUGGACAACAUGGAAUUGUUGCAAGAGGAUGACUCGUCAUUAGCCCUCAGCGAGCAGGGAAUGGAGAGCGCUCCGACCCCUCAGGAGACUGUAGGGGAGGAAGACGCGAGGGUGCUGACAUUGGCUGAGCAAAUUAUAGCGGCGCUACCGGAAAGGAUCAAGAGAGCGGAAGGCGAUUCUCCGUCUUCUUCCUCGCCACCUCCCCCGGCACCGCCCUUGUCGCCACUGGAGGACGCUCUGAUGGAACAAAUGCCUCUGGAUUCUGGUGAAUUGUUCGACUCUUAUCGCGACUGCAGCGGAGGUGCGGCAUCGGUGUCAGACGUGGAUGCCGAUGCCAGCCCCUCGAGUCCAUCCAGCAGCUGUCUGACACCGGACUCGCCCUCGCCUCCGCCCACCACGGCCGACUUCUGCGAAUUUCUGCAGCUACAGCUGCAAUUGGACAGCGGAAACGGGCACAACGGGCAAUACUAUACUGGCGAACGGAAGUACGGUAACGUGAUGGGCUCUGGAAUGUGCGGGGGUGUGACAGGUGGCGGUAACGGAGCCGGCGACGGAAGCGAGGCGGACCUGAGCAGGCUCACGCUGUCCGAUCGCGAGCAAAGGGAGCUCUACCACGCCGCCAGAAUGAUCCAGAAAGCCUACAGAAAUUACAAGGGACGCCAGAGGCAGGAGGAGGCCGAGAGACACGCCGCUGUCCUCAUUCAGCAAUAUUAUCGUCGACAUAAACAGUACGCUUAUUAUAGACAAGCCACGAAAGCCGCGCUGGUGAUACAAAGUAACUACCGGAAUUAUCGGUCGCGUCCGGGGUCGGCCAGCUCGAGGCAGCAGGCUGUUCAUCAGCAAGCCGCCCAUCAGGCAGCCAGGAAGAUCCAGCAGUUCAUGAGACAGUCGAAAAUCAAGCUGCAGAACGCCAGGGCCGCCGCAAGCGUGAACGGGAGGCCGCCAGCGGGCAUUUUACGGGCGGUUGCUGUCCCCCAAAGCUCGCCCUCAUCUAGCCCAGGGGCCAGCCUAGUAGCCGCCAACCCAGAGGUCACUUAGUCGACCGUCGAUCGAACAACGCGCAGAACGCCGACGACACACCGGAAGCGAAACAAUAGAGCCUAGACAUUCGCGAAUAUCGAAUAUCCGGUCGUCGUGUGGAACGUCCAAGGGAUUUUUUGUUUUUGUUCGACGUUUCCGGGCGAGCACCGAGGAGGUUCACCACCGAUAAGAAAGAGAGUGAGAGAGAGAGAGAUAGAGAUAGACGAAGAAGAGAAAGAGAGAAAGAUGUUGACGACCACCGAAACCACGGGACACGCUUUGCUCUCUACAAUCCCUGAUUGAACAUGUACCUGCCUUUGAUCUAAAUCUAUCCAACCUUUCGUAUAUUUGUCCCACAGUUCAGCUCAAGGAUCGUGCCUCGUCCUGAUCUUCUACUACACACACACAUACAUAUAACACACACUGUACACUGAACACAGACGUUCCGUUUUGUUUCAAUUACUCGAUGCUGCCGUUGUUUAAGUAUGUCUUUCUCUGCAUUUUUUUGGUACGGUCGACGCUGACGCUAAGCACAGAGGUAGGUGAUUAAUCAUGGGCGCACGCGGCGUAUGGUUGGUGGAAUAAAUAUGUUAGCGAAUUCAAUCUGGUGGUUAACAUAUGGAAACUAUGUCGAACAUUUUUUGAUACCUAUUGUUCGGGUCUCUUCAUGUAUUGUUUAAAAAGGGUAUUAAUGUACGAGAAGUCGAACUGAUGGUUAGCAUACGGAAGCUGUGUCGAAUCUGAACAUUUUUUAUCCCUAUUAAUCGGAUCUCUUCGUGGAUUAUUUAAAAAGUGGGUAAUAAUGUAUUAGAAGUCGCUGUUUCUUGAAGAAAAGCGAGGUCGAGUACUAAUAAUUAGUAAUAUCGUCUUUUCGUUCAUCUUGAAAUGUUCAAUUUAAAUAUGUAAAUGUAUGCUUGUUGUCUUUUUAAAUUAAUCUCUUAACGUAAAGCAAUUCUAACGUGACCCAUUUGCUGAAACUUUGUUUUCGACCAUGGCGAAUGGUGCGGUUAAUUCAGAUUAAAACAAGUAAAGAUGUAAUUAUUUCAAAGCUUUCGUGCAGGAUACGAGCAAUUUAGAAUAGAUUCAAAGGAUUCCUUUCUGGGUGAUAGGAUUAUAAACCUUUGCUCUUCUAUCAUGUUAAUAACAGCUCUGGUUAACUUUAUUCACCUACCUCUUGAAACGUAACAUAACAUUUAUAUCACAAAUAUGAAAUGUUAUCCAGACUUAUUCUGCUGUGUACAGAUAAUAUGUAUCAUUAAUAUUGGUUAUUAAAGUGACAUCUAGUCGGCUUAAUGUCUCUAGCGCUAUUGUAGAGGUUUUUAAAGCGUUGGUUUCAGUCAAUCGUGUCGAUAUAGAAAUUCGUUCACUUAACAACGUUAUCACUGGCUCUUAUCACAGGUGUAAGUGUGCAAACUAGUCACGCAGAAUUAAAAAUUUUAGAGAUGGUGCAAAAUUUCCAUCGGACAUUAAUCAUUCUUAAAUAUCUCGAAACUACAUACUUGAAAAACAGGAGUAGGAAUUUUUUACGAAAUUUUGAGAAUAAUUUAUUUAUUUAAAAUGCUGUUCUGUCGACAACAAAUAGAAAUGUAGUCAAUAUUAACCUAACGAGCCUCAGACACAUGGGUAUCGCUUUACAGAACCCUGGAAAAUUACUAUAUUUGUUCCAUCGACCAUACGUGAUCGGACAUCGCAAAAAAGUAUCAACGAUCGCGUUCGUCGCCUUCCGCUCACCGAAGCAUCGAUCGUCGUCGACUUAUACUUUAUGACUGAGAGUACAAAAGAAGCCAUGUUUCCGUUGAAACCUUUUUGGGAACGACUGUUUUUGCAUUGUUUUUGCCGAAUUAGCUAGUUUCUCCUAUUUGUUUUCUUUUUCGUAUCGCCAUAAGUCUGACGCCGAAAGCGACCGAAUAGUCUUCGCAUUCGAGAUCUAUUUUAUCCGCUCUCGUUGCCUAUCGGUCGAACGUUUCGCGAGGGUUUCAGUUAAUCAGUUUUCGUGUUCCUACCUUCGCUUAGGGAUGUUCGAUUUUGAGUAAAUAUUCCAGAAAGUCUCUUUUUAGAGCUUUAACGAAUCAAUUCUUGCAUGUUUAAUUCUGGCAACAAUCACUUCCUUAAGAAGUAAGAAAGUUAAUGAUAAGAAUUCUGAAAAUCUGGAUCGGAAAGAGUUAAAAAUCUUGUGAAGUGUGAUUUUAGGGCAUCACUUUACUGAGAUUUUGAUUUUUUUUACACGUAUGGUAAAAGUAAGUACUUUAAUAGUAAGUAAUAAUUUUGAGACCUAGAAUGGAGUACUUAUCUUUAAAAACAAAGAAUAUUACGGUCUACAAUAGUAGUCGAGUAUCAUUGGACCAUUCACAAGCUGUACUAUUUUUAAUUCCUCUAUCGUAAUGAAAUCUUCGUUUAAUUUCUAGUUAAUUUUUACAAGGACCGUUGGUAACCAAACGAGAUACUUUUUCGAAUCGAUUUUCGCAGGACUCGACUUCUUAGCGAAUCUAGUCACAUCGACUUAAAAUCCAGAAUUGACUUUUUUUUUUACAGGAAUCGAACAUCUCUACUCUCACGUACGAAGGAGCAACAGUAUUUUGUAAGACUUAGCACGUCGUGGAAUAAAGAAUCUUUUUUUUUCUGUUUUUCUUUUAAUCGUAGAAUUUAUUGUUCUCGGACAUUCGUUUAAUUUAUGAUAUGUUCUUACGCAUGGAUCUCAGCGAGAAGUGUGCUGGGUGCUUCUUACGAUUGAGUACUGAACGUGUUCUGAGAGUCACGAGAAAGGAGCCUCGAUGCAACGUGAGUUUUAUUUUUCCUUUCGUUUGCGUUCUUUUUCUUGUGUCUUCUUUCUUUUUCUUUCAAUUGAAAUCGAACAUGACGCGAACGCGACGACGCCGUGACGUCGAGACGAUGCACUAUCGAUACUUGUACCGCGAACGUUCGUCGAGAAUUAUAAUCAUUCUAUUUAGACAUGGCGAGCGAUGAUCUCUUCCCCAGGCGCGAAAGUUUUCUUUCGUCGUUUGUUACGGGAAAAGGCAAUACACACGUUUCAGGUCGACGAAUAAGAAGCACCUUAUUUUCGAGGAGGAAGUCCGGUGUAUCUGAGAUUUAGGAAGAGAGCAAGAGAGCGAGAGAGCGAGAGAGAGAGCGAGAGAGAGAGAGAGAGAGAGAGAGAGAGAGAGAGAGCAUGAACGCGAGUGAUCGUGUGAACGAGGAAGGCUGCUAGAGAGAAAGAGAGCUAGGGAGUGUUUAAACGAGGUAAAAAUGAGAGAAAAGCAAAGUAAGCAAAAAUAAGUAAAAAAAAAAAACUAUUAAGAGCCCCUUCUCCGUUCGAGGGAGGGGGGCGCUUCAUCCACGGGCUGUGCUUAAAGUCACAGUAUAAUCAACUUCGUAGCGUUACAUUUUAGGAUAAGAAUAGUCGAUUACAUUGUUACAAACUACCUACCGUUUCUCUCUCCAGUAGGGGAUUUUUUUAAAGGUUCUUUAGAUAAAGAUAAAAAUAGAGGUAAAAAAAAAAAUUGAUAAAAAUGUAAAACGAAGACGCGAGAAGAGGCGAACGACAUACGCGAAGAAGAAAGGGGAUGAAUUUAAAUUAAAAAAGGAAAGGGGGCGUCGGCGAGGCGGAAUAUAUUACGUGCAACGGGGGCACAGCCGUGGUACCUCGCGUUCGGAAUCGAUUAAGAAGACAAAAAUCUAUUGUGAUAAAUUAAAUGGUGAUCCAAGAAAGUAUUUCCGCAGAAAAUACCGCAAACGAAAUAAAUUAAAAAAAAAAAAAACGUAAUAAUAAUUAAUGAAAAUAAAAAAGAUGUUGCAAGCUGAAUCCAACGUCUCGACGUCCAUCGGGGAGGUGGGAGGGCGGUUUGGGGGGUGGACCGCGCUAGCCGCCCGAGACGGUGAGAAACAGGACAGACAGACAGACAGAGAAAUUCUUUCAGUAAUUACGGUGAGCCGAGAUUUUUUCACGCCGCGUCGGGACACUGUCGACGAUGGUAUGAUCGCGAUCCUCGUCUUCGAUUCGACUACAAAAAUUAAAGCGAGGAGCGAUGAAAAGGGCGAACAAAAAAUGGCGAUCCCAGCGUCGCUUCUCCGGGCGUUAUUCGCUGAGGGGCUGGCGCGUGCACUAGGAUGGUUCUCGUUUAGCGUGGUGUUUGAACUGUUGCGGAAUGCCGCGUGCGUAAGUGAGAAAGAAAAAAAAAAUUGUAUAAGAAUACUGUACACACGAGUCAAUUCCAACGAGCAUUUUCAUGCCACUAAGCUUAAAGAAUUAUUAGUUGAUAAUGAAGCGAAUAAGAAACAAACAAACCGAUACAAAAGAAAAAAAAAAUACGAGAAAAACGGGGGCGACGGGACGAAUGGGAACGGUAAUAGAGAAAAAAAAAAAAUGCUGAGCGAACGCUGAUGAAACGGAGGGAUAAGAAAUUCUUACACACUCUUUUAAUCAUUGUUAAUUAAUUAAUUAAUUAAUCACGAUCCUAUCGAUACUUAAAACGAGACGAGUAAAAUAAUAAUUAUUAUUAUAUACACAAAACUAUUAUUAUAUUCAUAUUUUUGCUUAUUACAUAUUUAAGACAACUAUUAAACGAGGGCUAGCGAGUAUAGUACGUUUGAUGAAAACGUUUAAACAGAAAAAUGUAAAAAAAAAAGAUACCGAAGUGCGGGCUGGAAGGGGAGGGGUAGGGGUAGGGGGAGGGGUGUUUAGGGACGCGAGAAGGAAAGCGAGGCCGAUGACGAAGGAGAAAAAAAAGUCUCACCUAUAGGAAUAUUUUUAGUCUGUCGGGCUUGUGUACAACUUCGUGCGUGGCAAUCAAGCGUCGAAUUUUAUGAUAAUGAAUUAAAAAAAAAAAAAUAUAUAUAUAUAAUAAAGGAACAACAUAACGAACCCUUUCGGGAGAAUAACAGGCGAGGUAAGGAGAUAUUAAACGAACAAAAAAAAGACAGAAAUUCUAGCACCGUAACACGCCGAAUUAAACGGGUUUCUUUGGCAGUGGGGCCCGAUCGCUAAAACGGCGGUGUCGUCGCUUUUCCAGAAUUCGAAAACCUAUUGAAGUAAAUUGAUUACCGAUACUAACGGUAACGGGGAAACAGUAUCUGCACACAGUAUUUUUCAGUCGCGAUCGAUACGGAAUUUCCCACGAAUGGAAAAGUCGACGCCGCUCGGACAAAAUAUUUCACAGUUCCCCCCAUUAUUAUUACUAUUCUAGGAAUCGCAUUAUUACCACGUACACGAGAAUGAGGAUUAAAAAAAACAAAUACCUUAUCGAGGUACGGAUGAAGGAGCGGGAAAAAAAAAAGAAAACGAGAAAAUGCUAAAAAAGAAUUAAUUAAUUAACUAAAAAAAAAAAAAGACAUCGCUAGGGUAGGCGCUUCGAGGAAUACAUAAACUUUAAAAGUCACUUAAUACAAAUUAUUCUCAAAAUAUUAAAAAAAAAAAAUAAAGUUUAAUAAGUAAACAAAUUUUUAAAUCUACCUAAGAAAGCCAAGAGUCAAAGACGACUAGAUGAUAGGAGCCGCAUGGCCUAACUGCUGCCACUUUAAUUAAUUAAAAGAUAAUUAAUUAUAACUUUAUUACUACUUAAUUAAACUCGAAAUACAGAAAUGAGAAUUAUUAAAAAAAAAAAAUAAUUAAAAAUAAAUAAAACUAAUGUCAUGCCACUUUUCAAACUAAACUUUCUAGAUGCAGAGACGAAUCAGUAGGUAUAGUGAAACUAUUAAGCGAAACUUUUUCUUCUGAUUGGGAAUGAUUGAUUCGCGCUAUAGAUUCGAAUAUUUCCAAUUGUCCAGUCUCCACAGAUAAAUCGCACGAGUUAUGUACGCGUGUAAGAUGUCUGGUUAUGAACCAACACGACCGUCCAUCCGUAAUCGGCACUGCAAAUUCGUACAAAAGAAAAAAAUGAUACAGAAAUGACAAAUGAAAAACUUGUAGUAGCUUGUCGUUCGACGAAGGGAAAAAAAGUUCAACGCCCCGAAACAACGCAUCAGUUCGCGCGAAACGACGUUGCACCCGAAACGAGGAGACGUUUUGUUACUAACGAUUCGAUCGACUAUGAAAAAAAAAAUAACGUUGAACGAAAUUUCUCUACGAAUGUUUUUUCUGCUUUUUUUCCCUCUCUCCACGGAACCACUAAUCGAACUCGAUCCCACGAGCCACAACGUCGUGUUGGUGUGUCGCGAGACAUCCUGUAGGACGUUUGUAUCACGAUGUCGAAAAGGUCGAAACGAUCGGAUAUCGGUGCCUAGCUCACGUUGUUCUUACUCACUGUUCCUUGAUUAAGACGGUCACUUUGUACCUGCUUGCUGCCUGCCUGGCUCCGUGCGUUACAUAAAACAUAUUUCUAGUCUUUAUCGAGGUGUAAUCAACGCUCUUGUAAUUUUACUCGAUAUAAAAGUAAACAACAACAAAUCAACGUCCAAGCAUUGUCGCGUAAUUUCGUUUGUGAUAAAACGUGUGCGAUUUUUCUACACGGUAUCGAGGAAUCGUAACGCCGAUCGAUUGAUUUCUUCAAUAUUUUCCCCCCCCACCCCUCAUUCGAUUCUCGCGACGAGCGACUAUCCCGGAAGGUUGAUGGUUUCGACAGCUGUUUCGACAUCUGCAUCCCAGCCGACGUAAACCGCGUUCGAAAAUUCACGAAGCCGAUUUCCUUGGGGCUCUCCUCGUUCGUCGCGCGAGUAAUCUCGCGUCAACGCAAAAAAUACAAAAAAAGAAAAACAAAAAACUGAAAGAAUGAAGAAGCAAGAAAUGAAACGGAAAAGAGAAACAGUAAACGAUGAAAGAAAAUUAAUUAUCGACCCGACAGAAGCGAACCGAGGGAAUUACUUCCGCAGUGAAUUUUUGAACGAAGGCGGCAAUAAUUAAAAUGAAAAAAAAAUAAGUAAACAGGUUCGUGCUACUUUUAGUGGAAACGAAUAAUGGUAAAGGCUCCAUCUCUUGUAAUAUUUUUAUUAUCGCAAACGUAAUAUAUUACAUUAUUAAAUUAUAUUAAAUAAAGAAUUACGCCACCGUUUAUUAUUUAUUAUUGACUAACGUUCAACUAAUAUUGUAAAUAAUAACGAAAAUAUUUUAUCUAUAUUUCCGAUCCGGGGGUGUUGGGCGGGGCAGCGUAUUACCUCUUGUCCGCCCUUCAAGGCGAUCGUUGCGAUCGCCGUUCGCCCGCCCCCCUAUUGUUACACCAUUUCAUCAUUGCAUUUAAUAAAUUAUAUAUUUAUUGA